Messenger RNA from Calypte anna (Anna's hummingbird), 861 nucleotides. It is a transcript of the gene SH2D1B, whose product is annotated as SH2 domain containing 1B. Lineage: Eukaryota; Metazoa; Chordata; Aves; Apodiformes; Trochilidae. The coding region runs from base 36 to 464 and encodes 142 amino acids. The record is from RefSeq and is a predicted model, not a curated record. The transcript has 4 exons.
UUCUGGGUUUUUUGGGAAUAGGUUUGAAAGGCGAGAUGGCUUGUUUUCUUUCAUCCAUGGAGCUGCCGUUUUUUCAUGGAAAAAUAACAAGAAGAACCUGUGAAGAAAUACUCAGCAAGAAGAGAAAGAAUGGUAGCUAUUUAAUACGAGAGAGUGAAAGCAUGGAAGGAGCCUUGUGUCUCUGUGUUUUCUUUGAAAACUUCAUCUACACUUACCGUAUCUUCAGGGAACACGAAGGAAAUUUUAGGAUACAGACUUCUGAACAUGUUCCAAAGAAGGUAUUCAAAACAUUAAAGGACCUAAUAUACAACUAUGAAAAGCCAAAUCAAGGACUAAUAACAAACCUCCUCUACCCAGUAAACAAGCAGAAGGCCUCAAAAAGAAGCCAGAGGUUCAAGUCAGAGAAGGAUGACAUUUAUGAUGAAAUUGAUGACAGUGAUUAUGUUACUGUCUUACCUGAAUGAUCUGCAGCCUGAGGAUUUGGGAAGCUGCAGUUUCAGACUGUGCCACGGCUGGGGAUAGCUGCCAGCUGGGCAUCCUCUGCUGUGGAUCUGUACCUCUGGAAUUAGUCUCCUCCUUUUGCAUACAAUCAGACUGCGUACAUUUUCUCCCAAGCUACUAUGUAUUUUUGUUCAGCAAUAAGAGAAUUUUUUUAAUAACAGACACAUAUACAUAUAUACAUAUAUAGGGGGGGGAAGGUAUCUGUGUGAAUGUAUAUGUAUAUUGGUUUUUUAGUUAGCCAGCUCUCCGAGAUGUCUACUGCUUAAAUGGACAGUCUGCUAGAAAGCAGCAAUAUAAGCACAAUAAAUGAAUGUGCAUAAAGCAGUAGUUUAUGGCAAAACUGAUGUGUUGAUAAAAACC